AUGGGUAUCUUCCUAGACCAUCUCAGCAGCAUUGGUCUCGUCAAGCUUCUAUUUUCUAUUGCAGCUGCUCUACUAAGCUACAAAAUCAUCUAUGCGCUGUAUUUUUCGCCCCUCCGCCAUAUUCCUGGCCCUUUCCUUGCACGCAUUACAAGCAAGCGCAACCAGAUAUUGAGCAUGAUUAGCAAGGUCGGCAUUUCCGCGCAGCACGAAUACGAAACAUACGGCGACCUCUACGUGCUGGAACCCAAUGCUGUGGCGAUCUCGAACCCAUCGGAUGUUCGCACUGACCGUAUUUCAAUCCCUGUGUACCUAGGUAGGAUGGAACCUGCAAUCUUGAAACACGGGUACCUUGCGCUAAAGAAUGUGUGGGAGGAGCGGAUUGGCCACAGUCUCAACGGGAAGAUUAGCAUCAAUUACAUGAAAGAUUUCGCCUUGGCGACCUUCGAUACUAUUGGCGCACUAGCUCUUGGCCAAGAAUUCAACUGUCUCAAGCAAAACGACGACGAUGUGACAAAAUGGGCCACCGCUACCACCAUCUGGCAUGUUUCUCGUGCAGCUGUCCCGCUCACAAAGUAUUUCCCGUUCUCACUACUUCUCGGACCCCUAGAGGCGAAGUUCAAACGUCCUGCAAUUGCCAACCGCAAGGAACUGCUUCGCACCGGUGCAGAUAAGCCAGUGGACCUUCUUCAGGCCUUUAUUGAUGCUGAGGAUCCUGAAUCGAAGAUUAGCAUGGACGACCUCCAAGUCAAGGCUGAGUCCACCGUUGCUAUAGCUGCUGGCAGCGAUACCUCGUCAGUCUCACUCACAUGGGCUGUAUUCCUCCUGAUGGCCCACCCCAAGAUCUAUGCUAGGGCAAGAAACCAGGUCCGCAGCAACUUUCCAGUUGACCAUGUCAUCACCUAUGCUGAGGCCAGAAGCAAGCUGCCGUUCGUCGAAGCGUGCCUAUACGAGUCCCUGCGUCUCUGCCCUAUAAAUGCUAGCUACUUCCCCCGUGUUUCGCCUCCCAGCGGUAUCACUCUCCAAGGCCAUUUCAUUCCUCCAGGUAUGGAGAUACAUGUGAACUUCCCUGGCGUCAACCACCAUGCUGACACAUGGGCCAACCCGCUAAAGUACGACCCGACCCGACUCCUCAACAACGACGAAGCAUACCGCAGCCUGUUCACCUUUGCCCCUGGUGUCCACAUAUGUCCCGGACGGCAUUUGGCCAAGAUCGAGAUGUUGACCAUACUGUCAAAUAUGCUGAAAGAUUUCGAUAUGGCAUUGCCUGAGGACUACACUCAUCUCGGGCCAAAUGUCCUGGAUGCAAAUGGUUUUCCAAAGAUGAUGGAGUCUGCACACAUUCUAAUUCCCGAGCCUGUGAACCCAAAGCGCGACUGUCGUGUGAUUCUUACCAAACGCUCAGAAUAG
Messenger RNA from Linderina pennispora, 1407 nucleotides. Its product is annotated as cytochrome P450. The record is from RefSeq and is a predicted model, not a curated record. Gene Ontology annotation, molecular function: iron ion binding; heme binding; oxidoreductase activity, acting on paired donors, with incorporation or reduction of molecular oxygen. Lineage: Eukaryota; Fungi; Kickxellomycota; Kickxellomycetes; Kickxellales; Kickxellaceae. The transcript has 3 exons. The coding region runs from base 1 to 1407 and encodes 468 amino acids.